UAGUUUUCUGAAAUUGCUUUAAGAGAUAAUAUACAAAAGUCUUAGGCAUGAAGAUUAUAUGUCUUAAAUUUAUACUACUUUUACAAGUAGUUAGUAUGGUCGUUGUGACUGGUAAAUUAUGUACAAAGAUUACUGUUCAUAUUAUACCGGAAAAAAUCAAGGAUUCAAAUAACCAGUGGGUGUUAAAGAAUACCAGCAUAUCCAAAGUAGAGAAGUACUGUUGUGAGGGAUACCAUAAUGUCAGUAAUACUUGUAAACCUUACUGCUCCAAUUCUUGUUUAAAUGGAAUUUGUGUUGAGCCGGACAAAUGCGAAUGUCAUUCAGGAUAUAAAUGGAAUAUACAAACAUAUAGAUGUGAGAUAAAAUGUGAUAUACAAAAAUAUAUCUUCGAUAGUUUGACUAACAAAUGUACUCCAAUUUGUUCUACAAAAUGCGAAAAUGGUACGUGCAUUGCUCCCGACACAUGUGAGUGCAAUAAGGGCUACAAAUUUAAUAAUUACACCAUACAGUGUGAACCGUUGUGUUUAAAUUGUGCAAAUGGAAAAUGCAUUUCUCCUAAUAAAUGCGAAUGUAACAAAGGCUACAAAUUCAAUGUUACCAAACAAUGCGAACCAAUUUCUCACAAAAUGUGUGAAAACGAAAAAUGCAUCGCUCUUGACAAAUCUGAAUGCAGCAAAGGCUACAAAUUUAAUAAUAACACAUUACAGUGCGAACCCAUGUGUUCAAAUUGUAAAAAUGGAAAAUGCGAGUGUAAUCCUAAAUUUGAAUUUAACAAUUUCACUAUAAAAUACAAAAAAGAAGCAUUUGAAAAAUGUUCUAAUGGUAAAUAUAUUGCAUCCGGAAAAUGUGAGUGUAACAAAGGUUACAAGUUAAAUGUUUCAACAGAAAUCUGUCAGCCUUUUUGUUCUUCGAAUUGUAACAAUGGAGACCAAGGAAGAUGCAUUGCACCCGAAAAAUGCGAAUGUAAUUCAGGCUACAAAUUGAACAAUUCAACAAAAAAUUGUGAACCUAUCUGUUCUGAACACAGUAAAUGUAAAACCAAAUGUUCUACAACAUGUGAAAAUGGUAAAUGUUUUGAUGCAAAUCCUACUAAAUGUAUAUGUAAUUCUGGAUACAUAUUUAGUUCUAACACAAACUCAUGUAUACCACAAUGUACGAACCCUUGUACAAAUGGCAUAUGCAUAGCACCUGAAAAGUGUAUAUGUAGACCUGGUUAUAAACUUAAUUCAUUUUCGAAGAGAUGCAUGCUUAUUAAUUACAAGGAAUCGGCUAAAGCACAGGAUCAAUUUUCUCUUGAAAAACUUGAGAGUAGUAUAAAAUGCGAAAAUGGAGGAAGAUACAAUAAAACAUUAAAAUUAUGCCAACCUUUAUGCAAUGUAGAAUGUUCUAAUGGAAAUUGCAUUGCAGCGAAUACAUGUAUCUGUAAUAGUGGUUAUAUUCUAAAUGGUACAACAGGAAAAUGUGAAAGUACUUGCAACACCCUUUGCACAGAUGGUCAUUGUGACUCUGGUGAUUGUGAAUGCAAUCCUGGUUACAUUAAAUCUUUAAAUAGACGUGAAUGUGAGAAAUUGUACUUGUACAUUUUAAAGCUAAUAUUCGGUCUCAUUUUCAUUGGAUUAGUAAUAGCACUCAUUAUUUUUAUUAUUCUCAAAUGCUGCACUACAGAAGCAUUCUAUCAAAUUCAAAAAAAGAAAAUAUUUUUUAAAGAAACACAGAAAUAAAAUAUUUUAAAUUAAUUUAUUUUAUACAUUUUGAUUAAUAAUAUUUUAAAUAAUU
Molecule: messenger RNA, 1776 nt
Organism: Lucilia cuprina (Australian sheep blowfly)
Lineage: Eukaryota; Metazoa; Arthropoda; Insecta; Diptera; Calliphoridae
Product: cell death abnormality protein 1-like
Exons: 2
Coding region: 48-1721 (557 amino acids)
Source: RefSeq, a predicted model, not a curated record